CCUCCGCAGUCCGCUUCGCGUCUGUCAAAUUGAACUUGUAAAAUUACCGAUUUAUUUCUUGUUUUCGAAUUUAAUUUUUUUGGUAAAAUUGAAGAAAUCUUUUAAAACAUGGAGGUCAAAGAAUGCAACGACCUCGCGGAAGAGAAUCAGUUUAUUGUGGACGAUGUGAGCAAAAUUAUCAAAGAAGCUAUCGAAAAUUCUAUUGGAGGUACCGCCUAUCAACAUAAUAAAGUGAAUCAGUGGACAUCGGCAGUUGUUGAAUCUUGCUUGGGACAAUUGACGAAACUUCAAAAACCAUACAAAUAUAUAGUGACAUGCACAAUUAUGCAGAAGAAUGGAGCAGGCUUACACACGGCGUCAUCUUGCUUCUGGGACAACAACACUGACGGCUCCUGCACGGUCCGCUGGGAGAACAAAACUAUGUACUGCAUUGUCUCUGUCUUUGGUUUAAGCAUAUAAACUCUCUUUGGUGAUACAUUGUCUGUGCACUUGCAUAUUAUGCAAAUCAAAAGUAAGAAAUGCUUAUACGAAUAAACAUUUUCUCCUUGCUACACUAAAACUAUGUAUGGAAUGAUUGGGAAUUGUGAAAAGAGCAAUAGAAAUGAUGCUAUAGGAUGACAGUUUUAAAUAGUGAUGAUUACAAAAUGAUUACCUAU
Aricia agestis (brown argus) is the source of this 656-nucleotide messenger RNA. RefSeq names its product dynein light chain Tctex-type 1 (gene Dlc90F). NCBI's taxonomy places the organism in Eukaryota, Metazoa, Arthropoda, Insecta, Lepidoptera, Lycaenidae. The record is from RefSeq and is a predicted model, not a curated record. Gene Ontology annotation, molecular function: dynein intermediate chain binding. The transcript has 3 exons. Gene Ontology annotation, cellular component: cytoplasm; cytoplasmic dynein complex. The coding region runs from base 109 to 459 and encodes 116 amino acids. Gene Ontology annotation, biological process: microtubule-based movement.